AUGGGUCCCAAAUUCCCAACCUUGCUCUCAACCCGAGUGCGCAUCGAGCAAGCGGAUUGGAUCCAGGGUCUGCUGGGGGGCGUCCGAGAGCUCAUGCCUUUCCCUUUAAGGCUGGGGCGGAAGACCGCGGCAUGCAGUCUGCAGAAGCUGUUUGCUGUGGAAGAGGAGUUUGAAGAUGAGGAUUUCUUGUCGGCUGUGGAGGAUGCAGAGAACCAGUUGGCGGGCACACGGCCUGUAAAUGCCGGGUGCCUAAGACCUGUCUCCUCCCGGCCACAGGAGGCCCAGCUGCUGCCUCGAGUCACUGCCCCAGCAGAGGCUGCAGGCCUGCCAGCCCUGGGACUCCGCCUUCCUACCGGCGGUGGGCCUAGGGCCACUGGGGGUCCGCCUCCCACAGGAACAGCUCCCCUGAGGCCUGUCUCGACAUCCCGCAGCUGGACUGGCACUCAGGGAAGAGUGACACUGACAGAAGUGCUUGAAGAGCCAGGAAGACCCCAGUCCUCAGCCUCCUGCCCCCAGCUUACCUUCAAGAGCAAAGAGCAGGUGAUUGGUGGCUUCGAGGGGCCUGAACAAGAUGAAUUUGAUAAGGUCCUGGCAAGCAUGGAGCUGGAGGGGCCCAGCUUGGAGCUGCAACUUGGAGUUCACAGUGAGGCCACAGAAAUCCUGCCCAGCUGGCAGCAGGAGGACUCCACAUUGGCUAAAAAGGCUCGGGUGGCUGAUCUGAGCAGACCUGGUCAAAGGGGGCCUGUUCCUGCCCCCCACGUAACUGGUAUCCCAUCAGCCCGGGAUGCACCCCCGGAUCCCGCAGUCCUCUGCAGGACUCCACAACCUCACUUGAGACCUGGAACUGUGGGUAACUUUCCUGUCCCAGCUACCUCAAUGGUUCGUGCUCAGCCACCCCACUGGGAAGUCUCUCCCGUGGGUCCCCCUCCUCGAACACCCCAGCCUCUCCAAGAUGCUGGCAGGCCCAUUCAGAGCAGCCCUCAAAAUCGUUUCCCUGCUCAGCCAUUCCGGUCUCCAAACACCUGUUCAAGUGGUGAACUCCGUUUUCUUAGACUCCGGACUCCCAACUCAAGCUGUGCUGCUCCCCCAAAGACCAGCUGUGGACUGUUUCCUCAGGGCCCACCCCAACCCCGAACUCCAGCGUCUUCUGUCCUGUCUCCUGUCUGCACCCCAAAGGGUCCCAGUCCCUCCCCGCUCCCUCAAGCAGCUCUGCAGACGCCCAUCGUCACCAACCACCUGGUGCGGCUGGUCACCGCUGCCAGCCGGACACCCCAGCAACCCACCUGCACCUCCACCCGGGCCAAGAUGCGCCGCUUCCCCGGCCCAGCAGGGCUCCUGCCUCACCAGCACAGUGGGAAAAAUCUGGACGACAUCAUGGUUUCCACGCCCCAGACUCCGACUCACGGUGCUCUGGCUAAAUUCCGGACAGAGGUUGUCACUCGUUCCCAGGCAUCGGUGGAGGAAGACUUUGGACGAGGGCCCUGGCUGGCCAUGAAGUCUACUCUGGGUCUGGAUGAGAGAGACCCUGCUUGCUUCCUCUGUGCCUACAGCAUCAUCAUGGUGCUGCGAAAGGCAGCCCUGAAGCAGCUUCCUGGGAACAAAGUCCCCAACAUGGCGGUGAUGAUCAAGUCCCUGACUCGGAGUGCAAUGGAUGCCAGCGUGGUUUUCAAGGACCCUACGGGAGAGAUGCAGGGCACAGUGCACAGGUUGCUGCUGGAGACGCGCCAGAAUGAGCUGAAGCCUGGCUCGGUGCUGCUGCUCAAGCAGAUAGGAGUGUUUUCUCCUUCACUCCGAAACCACUACCUCAACGUGACUCCCAACAACCUGGUCCAUGUUUAUAGUCCAGAUGCUGGAGACGGGAACAUCCUCAAGCGAUCUCAGUCCUUCCCCAAGGAUCUUGGAAGUUUCCAUGAAAGCCUCCAGCAAGAGAGCGAGAAGCCUGGGAAAGGCCUCCAAACAGUACAGAACCCAGAGGAAGGGGCGUCCCUCGAGAAAGAACUCCCAGAAGCAGAUGACCUGGAUGGACUCCUGAGCGAGCUCCCUGAAGACUUCUUCUGUGGGACCAGCAGUUGGGACUGCCCCAGGGCAGGGCACCCGCCAUGA
Budorcas taxicolor (takin) is the source of this 2103-nucleotide messenger RNA. RefSeq names its product homologous recombination factor with OB-fold (gene HROB). The transcript is spliced from 10 exons. The record is from RefSeq and is a predicted model, not a curated record. Gene Ontology annotation, biological process: recombinational repair. NCBI's taxonomy places the organism in Eukaryota, Metazoa, Chordata, Mammalia, Artiodactyla, Bovidae. Bases 1 to 2103 code for a protein of 700 amino acids.